Molecule: messenger RNA, 2546 nt
Organism: Dendrobium catenatum
Lineage: Eukaryota; Viridiplantae; Streptophyta; Magnoliopsida; Asparagales; Orchidaceae
Product: probable galactinol--sucrose galactosyltransferase 2
Source: RefSeq, a predicted model, not a curated record
GCUGUAGAAUUCCAGUCUUUCAAAGUGGGAUUCUCAAAGUCCGGUUAAUUCUUCGUCCCUCUUGUUGAUGGAAAUGAACUGUUCUACUGUUAACUCACUCCAUCUCAAACCAAGCCUCGCAUUCGUUUUGCCAUCCAAAUCCAAUGGUAUCAUCCUGAACAACGGGCGCCUGAGAUUCCGGGAACUAUGGAAGCAUUCCAUGAGCCAGGCCACUAAGGCAUUCAUAAAAGAUGGGGCGUUGAGGAUCAAUGGAAGGGAGGCACUCUUGAGUGUGCCAGAGAAUGUCGUGGUCAAGCCUUCUUCGAAUGAGUCGCUGUUCUUGGGAGCAGUCUCACCGGAGGCGAGCAGCCGCCAUGUCUUCAAGCUAGGUGUUGUUAAGGACUUCAAACUACUUUCUUUGUUCAGAUUUAACAUAUGGUGGAUGAUACCUCGAAUAGGGCGUUCAGGAAGUGAUAUCCCAACAGAGACGCAGUUACUACUCUUAGAAGCAAAGUUUAAUGGUGAUGGUAGUCCACAGGCUAAUAAACCUCUACCAUUCUACAUUUUGUUCUUACCAGUGUUAGAUGGCCAGUUUAGGAGCAGUUUACAAGGGAACUCUUCAAAUGAACUUGAGUUUUGCAUAGAAAGUGGGGAUCCCUCUGUCAAGUCAUCUAAGUUCCUUGAGGCAGUUCUUGUAAACUAUGGGGAAGAUCCUUACGGCCUUGUGAAAGAGUCGAUAAAAAUAUUGCAAGAGAGAAAGGGCACUUUUUUACCACGUGAAAAUAAACAGAUGCCGGGAAUGCUAGAUUGGUUUGGUUGGUGCACUUGGGAUGCUUUUUAUCAUGAUUUAAGUCCUCAAGGAAUCAGAGAAGGUCUAAGGGGUUUAUCUGAAGGCGGUACUCCAGCAAAAUUUCUAAUCAUAGAUGAUGGUUGGCAAGAUGUAGCUAAUGAAUUCCAGAAAGAAGGUGAACCAGUUGUUGAAGGCUCUUAUUUUGGAGGCAGACUAGUGGGCAUAAGAGAAAAUAGCAAGUUUAGGAGUGACAACCCAACUUCAGAAGGAACCUCAAAUGGCCUCAAGGAUUUCAUUACAUCUAUUAAGGAAACAUUUGGAGUGAAGUAUGUCUAUGUAUGGCAUGCCCUGAUGGGAUAUUGGGGAGGAGUCCAUCCAAAUGCACCAGAAACAAGAAAAUACAAUUCAAAGCUAUUAUACCCAAAGCAAUCUCCAGGAAAUCUUGCAAAUUCUAGAGACUUGGCCAUGGAUUGCAUGGAGAAGUAUGGUGUUGCCAUGAUAGAUCCAAAUAGAGUGGAUGAAUUUUAUGAUGACCUCCAUGCCUAUCUUGUGUCACAGAACAUCGAUGGAGUUAAAGUUGAUGUCCAAAAUAUCCUUGAAACAUUGGGAACGGGCUAUGGAGGUCGGGUUUCCCUAACUCAUAGGUUCCAAGAGGCUCUUGAAAAAUCAAUUUCCAAAAAUUUUCCUGACAACAGUAUUAUUUGCUGUAUGGGCCAGAGUACAGACUCCAUCUACAGCUCAAAGUUUAGUGCUGUCACUAGGGCAUCAGAUGAUUACAUGCCAAAGAACCUGACAUCACAGACUCUACAUGUUGCUUCUGUUGCUUUCAACAGCAUUUUCCUUGGGGAGGUCCUUGUGCCAGAUUGGGAUAUGUUCUAUAGCGUCCACUAUGCAGCAGAGUUCCAUGCUAAAGCAAGAGCUCUAGGUGGCUGUGGAAUCUAUGUCAGUGAUAAAAUUAAUGAGCAUGAUUUUGAUCUACUUAAAAAGCUUGUACUUCCUGAUGGUUCAAUUCUGAGGGCCAAGUAUCCUGGCCGGCCAACUCGGGAUUGUUUGUUCAGUGACCCAAUUACUGAUGGGAAAAGUCUUCUGAAGGUUUGGAAUCUGAACAAAUUUACUGGAAUUUUGGGUGCAUUUAAUUGCCAAGGAGCUGGAACUUGGCCUGGCUUGAGUAGCAACCAAUCAAAUUCCAGUCCUGAGUUCAUCACCGGUGAAGUCAGCCCAAAUGACAUAGAGUACCUUGACGAGGUGGCCGGCAACAAUUGGAUUGGUGACUGUGCUAUCUAUUCCUUUGAUUCUGGCUCUCUUUCCAGAUUGCCAAAGAAUGAGUCAUUUGGUGUAACACUGAAGGCUCUUCAAUGUGAAGUGUUCACCAUAUCUCCAGUCCAGGUCUAUGAAAAAAAUGUGGAAUUUGCCCCAAUUGGAUUAAUUCAAAUGUACAAUUCUGGUGGAGCUGUGGACAAUAUUGAUUUCUCUAAUAAGAAUUCUGAUUUGGUGCUGCAUAUAGAAGGCAGAGGAUCUGGAACUUUUGGUGCAUAUUCAAGCAGGAAACCUGAAUGUUGCACGUUGAACUCAAAGCAGGUGGAGUUCAAAUUCAGCAUUGUUGACAAAUUUUUGACCUUAAAUAUUCCUGCAGGACUUCAUUUUUGGGCGUUGGAUAUGUUCUUCUAAAGAAGAUUUUUUUUUUCCUCAAAAAAAAGAAAUGUCUGUCUUGUCUUCCUCUGAAGGUUGCACUGAUGAACAUAUUUUUUUAUGCAAUUUUUAUGCUGUUAUUUAUUUA